Messenger RNA from Neocloeon triangulifer, 6138 nucleotides. It is a transcript of the gene Fancd2, whose product is annotated as Fanconi anemia group D2 protein. Gene Ontology annotation, cellular component: nucleus; condensed chromosome. The transcript is spliced from 29 exons. The record is from RefSeq and is a predicted model, not a curated record. Gene Ontology annotation, molecular function: DNA polymerase binding. Gene Ontology annotation, biological process: mitotic intra-S DNA damage checkpoint signaling; homologous chromosome pairing at meiosis; interstrand cross-link repair. NCBI's taxonomy places the organism in Eukaryota, Metazoa, Arthropoda, Insecta, Ephemeroptera, Baetidae. Bases 151 to 5334 code for a protein of 1727 amino acids.
GAAAUUUCUCUUCUCCAAUCAGAAUCAUGAAUUAAGCACUCGUUUGGCGCUCUGCAAUUUUACAACAUGUGUUGCAAAGAAUUUUCCUCAAAAUCGCCGAAAAUUUGAAGACCGCUCUUUACCUCAGCAAGGAAGAAGAGAAUUAGAAAAAUGUACAGAAACAGAUUCAAGAAGAAAUUACCGCUGUCGAAGACUUCGAACGUGAGUGAAGCCGGCGACAGUACGGUGUCCAGCAUCACCUCUGCCUUCAGCAAUGACAAGGAUAAUAAUACUGAGGCUGAGACGACCACCAAUGUCACUCCACCUGCCAAGCCCAAGCAGACCACCAAUGUCACUCCACCUGCCAAGCCCAAGCAGACCAGGAAGCAACAAGAACAGUUUCCCACUGAACACACCUUUCUCUCACCAGCUCCAUCUCCGAAGCUGAGAAACAUCAAAACCCCUCCAAGAAGGUUGCCUAUGAAAGAUGCAAACCAAUCUUCGCCAGUGCUCAAUAUCACCAGGAGGAAGCCCAAGAGGGUUCAUGACCCAGAUGUGCCUUUUUUCAAUCGCAUUCUUGCCUCGUGUGGCCUCAAAUUUGUGUCUGAAGGAGACGAACCCCACACUCUUGACCAAGAGCAAGUGUAUUUUGUGAGAGAACUCCAGGAAGCAAUGGAGAGACCAGAAAAUGGACAAAAGUUUGACGAAUUCAUUGAAACAUUUGUCGACCUGCAUAAUAAUGACCCUCGACUUUUCAAAAAGUCGCUGUUGCCAACAAAGAGGACAUUAGAGAGUGGUGUAGUCAUCUCCCACGAAUCAUUGAUUCAUCUCUUGCUAGAAGUGACAAUAUUUCAGGGCAAGAUUUUUGACUUUAUAUUUGAGCGUCUGUUAGAGAACGUAACUGAGGACAAUGAACGGAAGACUGUGGAAGGUCUGAACUGUAUUGGUUGGACAAAACUAUUGAUUCAUCAGCUAGUGGAGCUAAGUGUGGUGGAAAAUCCUGAGCAGUUGACAGAAAAACUUCUUGAGUGCUUUCAGUAUUGUCAAAUGCCAAAGGUGCAGAAAGAGUUUUUACAUGCAUUUCCCUCAAUUAUUUACAUGGAUAGCCAGAAGGACGUUGCAAAAUGUUUGAGUAAAGUUCUUAAAGAAGGAGGGGAAAACACGCCACUAAUCUUGGACGCCCUCUGCGACAUGGCUGCCAGCACGGAGGUCAAACUAUUCAUCACAGAGAGUGUGGUUGACAUGCUCAAACAAGACAAACGUAAAUUCUUGCCUCAGUUGGUGUCAUUCUUGUUGGCAAAUGCAAGGUAUGAAGACGACAAAGCUGCAAUUAUUUAUGAACUGAGAGAUCAUGCAAAUUUGACCCCUUUUGGCUUUGAUGAUGAAAAACUGGCAACUGACAAGGCAAUGUUGAAGAAGGCUGUAGCACAGAUUGGAUGCGGCCUUAAUGCAAUGCAGGAAAUUGGGGAUCUUUGGCUUGUCACAAUUACCAAUGCAAAAGAACUCAAGCCCAUUGAUGUGAUCGUCUUGGUGUGCUUGUACUCUGAAACUACCAAGAAGAAACUUUUGCCUAUUGUUAAAAGCAAAUGCUCAGCAGGUGUUCUAACCGAGGAACUAAUUGACAAGACGUUUUUAGAUCACGGAGAUGCUCUGAGCGAAUAUUUUGACAACAUCAUCGAGAUUGCCUCGUAUUUGAUCAAAGUGCCUGAUAUUUAUGUUUCCCGUCUUGGUGGACAGUGGUUUAAGCUACUAUUUUUGCAUCUGGAAGCUUCAUUCCUGCGUCAAAAGCUGAUGUGGUGUUUGAUCAACUUGCUUGGAGGAAAUAGCCAAAGGGCUACCGAGAGUGUUUUAUUAACUCUAUCUAUCCUUGUCAACAACCACAUGGAUGAAGUUUUGCCCCAAGCAGCUCUUCUUAUGGUGCCUGAGAGUCUUUUAGACAAAGUGGAAGUAGUUUCUCUUGAGCAUGCUCGAAAAAUUAUGGACAUUGUGUGCCAGCUGGCAUAUUCUGGACAUCCUCAAGCGGAGAUGCUUCAAGGCGAUAUCAACAUUAUGAUCCAAAAGCAGCUCAGAAGUCUUGAUAAUCAGGUCAAGCGAAAGGGUGUUAUUGGUGCAAUCAUGGCAUCAAAGCAUAUUGCCACUUCUAAUAAAGAGGCAACAAACACUAGCGAUUUGGAAGCAACCGAAGAUGGCAGAUCAUCCAGAAGCUCUGACUGCAGUUCUGUUGCAAUAUUAAGCGAAAAAAAUGUGCCUGCAAAGAAUUUGUUGGAGCUUGCAAUGAAAAGCACAAGUAAAAGCUACGAGUUAAAUGGAUUUUUCUAUGAUGAAUUAGCCAGCAUGCUGCACACUACUGCUUGUUUGUCUACAAAUUUUGUGAAAUGGCUCUACAACAGUAUAUUAGAUGAUUUUGAGGAGCACUACCUUUGGGAUAUUGGUGAAUUAGAGGAAAAAUCAUCUACCAUACCUAAAGAUGUCAAACUUUCAUGCUAUUUGGCUAUUAAAGGUCAAGGUGACAAUUACACUGUAAAUAUUGGGCAUCAUGUGCUGGUACAAGCCAUGAAAGCAUCUGGCCUUAAAGUUGACAAAGGGUCUUGCCCCAGUGAAGUUUGGAAUUCAAAUGUGCUGUGUCCCAUGUUUCGUCUUUUACGGAUUGCAUGCUACUUGGGAGGAGAUUUAGAAGGAGAGGAUAUUGGUGCCAUAAUUGCUAGCCACGUCUUGAUGCCAAAAAAUAUAUUGUCAGUGACAAGGGGUGAUUUUGUGAGCAUGUCAGACCCACUCUUGCAAGUCUGCAUCUUGAAUACCUUGUUUAUCACUGUGAACUGGCUGAGGGAAUUGGUAAAUGCAUUUUGCACAGGCCCAAUUCCUGAAUUGAAAGAGAAGGUGCGUAUAAGUCAAAUUCGUAGCUUAUUGAAAAAGAAGGUCAUUCAAAGGAUCAGACAAAUUGUUGUGCUUGAGGCAAAAAUUUUGGAGUUGAUGCCAUCGUUUCCACCUGACUAUGUACCCCCAACUUGUCAGUUCUACACAACUGUAGUUCCUCCAAAGAGGGGCUUGACUGCAAAGAAGACCAAAAGGAGAAAGAGGAAAGGAAAGAAGAAGUCUGCUGCUACACAAAGCACCUUGCACCCUGCGCUGGAUGAAGAUAACAAUGAAACAGACCUAGACGAAGACACCGAUCUCGAUGAUGACGAGCCUCUCAAAGAUAGUUCAACAGAAUACUCCCUUAAAGACCUGAGUGCUUACUUUAGGGAACUGGAUAUGGCCACAUUUGUGCUCCUGCAACAUAAAUUUGUACUUGAUCCCACACCCUUCUCUUGGACCAAAACGUCGUCCGAAAUGGGCCCAGCUGAGCUAUUCUUCUUGCUUGACGAUUACUGCCAGAAGCUGGAGCACGCACUGGACUGCAAACCUGGUCUCCUGCAUUCUAAGAGUGCCAAAGCAAUGCCUUUUGGAUUUGGCAUGUCUUCAGAUGAGAAGAUUAAUUCUUCCAUCAAGGCCUCAACCAUCCUUUAUGACCAUCUGGAUAUGUACGAUAAAAAGCUAAUUGCCAAAAAUUCUGUCAAUCCUGUCAAAUUCGUUUGUGACAUAUUUGAGAAAUUAGUACAGUACUUUGAGGCCUUGCAAACCAAAAACGAUGGGUUGAGAGACGGACCAGGAUCAGAAUCCGAAACAUCGAAGCAGCUACAAAAGUGCAUGCACAAGAUAAUCUGCUCCCUGAAGCAUACUUUGUCCUGGUCGGGCUUCUUUGAGAGCGAUAAUCUGGAAUUGGUCCAAGCCGUUUUGAAAUUAUUAGCUACUAGAGUUGCGCAGGAAGAAGAUUUAGCUUCAACAGCUGGGAUUGUGUCGCAUGCCUGCAAAUACAUUGCAAACUUUAGUGAUUACAUCAUGACUCUGCCAACUGCAGUGGACUUCAUCGACUUACUCCUGGUCAUCAAUUGUCAUGAUCCAGAUCAAAAAGGAGAAUUGGCUUCGGCAAGCAAAAGGAAAAUAUAUGAGCUAUCAAUGGUAUUCUUCAAACAAGAGUGGCCACCUGUGGCUAAGGAUUCACUUUCAGCGGCUCAUCUUGCCACAUGCCUUCUACAAACUUUACUCAAAAAUUGCAAUAACCCUGUGCUGAAGUGCUUGAAGAUUUUGAAAAGGAUCGACGAGAACAAAGAUGAUCUGAAAGGGAAAAACUGCUCUGGAAAAAUUGAUCAGCUGCCUCUCAUAACUAAGAGUUCCUUGCCUCACAUUUACAAAACUCUAUCUAAAACUAUUGUUGAGGCUGUCCGAGAUUUAGCUUCUGCUCCUCAAACGUCAACACAGGGAGGCGACAUAUACGACGAACUCAUUUACGGCUGGCGUCAGAUUGUGGAAUCAGUUUUUGUCAUGAAAGAAAUUGCAAAGCAUCACGAAACAAAGCCAAUUUUCACCACAUUCAUUAAAGACUUGCAGCCCAUCUUUCGUCAUUUUAUGGAUACUGCAAUGCCUAUGAUGGAUAAGUGCUUCAGUAAGAAAUCUGACGAGCUAGCUAAGCUCUUGAAAAAGCUGCAAGAUGUCACCAGGUUUACUCAACAUUUGUGCAACCAUGGAAAGCGUACAAAUUUCCUGGGGCUGGUCUCACAAAUGCCAAACAUGAAGUUCCUAUUGGAAAAGUUGGUGCAACGUGUCAAAGCUAUGCUGGUGGUCAACAGAUGUGCAGGAAAUGUGGAAGUUGGGAGUCUGAAAAACAAAAAUCUGCAAGGAGAAGACGUGCCAUCACAAAUUGGAGCCCUUGAUAGUGAUGAGGAAGAAGAAAGGGAAGCGCAGAGGUUAAGUCGAAAGACUCAGAAAACCCAAAAAUCACAAAAAAGCCCCACUACCCAGGCUAAGAGGACUCAAAAAUCCCAAGCCAGCAAAACACAGAGGUUGAUUGUCAAAACGCAGAAGCCCCACAAGACUGACAAGACUCAGCCGUCAACAUCUACACAGGACGAGAGAAGGAAAAACUCGAGAAAAAUGCACAAACAUCGAGACGCUGCUGAAGAGAUGUCCAUUGCUGAUGAGGAGGGAGAGGUUGAUAUUGUAACUACUCAGACAAAGAGGAAGGACGCUGCAAGCAAGGAGACAAAUAAUGCAAAGAAGCAAAAGAAAGUCAGUUCAGACGAAGAAAGUGACAUAGAGGAGGAAAGGGAGCGCGAGAUCGCUGAUUCUAAGAAGAACAAGAAAGUUCCUCAGAAGAAAAAGGAAGUACCAUGCACUGACAGUGAUGAACCAGAAGAGCAACAAGAUGAGGUCAGGUCCAGCUCCUCGAAGAGAACAAUCAUGGACUCUGAAAGUGAAGAAGAAUCACGAAGCUCUGCCAAGAGGAAGAAAAUAUUUUCCGACGAUGAUUCUGACUAAACAGAGUAAGGUACUCCAAAAGAAGGGACCAAACCUUAUUUUCAAUCACCACAACUGUAAUACAAAUUAAUUUAAUUCAUUUACAUAUCUAUAUCAAAUUGCUAGUGAAGCUAAAUAAAAAGUUAAUUUUUUGAUGAAAAUUCACAACGACCGCAAAAUAUUGUACUUAAUUCUCAUUCUGUCAGGUAAAUUUAAAAAUUUCACAAUAUUGUCAAGUGAUGAAAGAACGGGUAAUCCAUCAACUGAUUAUAAAAUCAGCACGCACCCCACCGCUCUAAUUAACGCCUCAAUCAACGAGGGUCGAUGAGAGCCGAUGGCCGCUUUUUGCAGCUUUAUCUCGGGCUCGGCCGACUCUCGCAGCGCUCGUUGACAUCUGGAUGUAGUAAUUAGUCGCGAGAGAGCCGCAACAACAACAUCCGUCUUAAUUAAUCACUUGGCUCGCGUCUCGGCUGUACUCCUCUUGUCGACACAGGCGGACUGGCAAGACAUAUUGGGCUUUUCUCUUGGACUAAUUACCAGCUAAUUGCAUUCAUAUUGAUAAAUUCUGGGUAUACAGCCUGCGGAAUGUGGCGAUAAAGGCGGCGAAAAAGAGACAGCAGGAAAAAUGCGUGCGUGACUUAACAAAAUGAAUGGUGUAGAGUGCGGCAAUCAAUGAGCCGUGCAUACUUACAAUUUUUAGACAAGCGGAAGUUCCAAAAGAUUCAGAGUAAAUAAUUACCAUGCAUUCCUUUCCUUCCUUGCAUUUCUUAUUUUUAUUCAAAUAAUUUUGAAGAGCACAAAUUUUCAUGGCUGUAAAAAUUAAAA